Molecule: messenger RNA, 1281 nt
Organism: Penicillium cinerascens
Lineage: Eukaryota; Fungi; Ascomycota; Eurotiomycetes; Eurotiales; Aspergillaceae
Product: folliculin domain-containing protein
Exons: 2
Coding region: 1-1281 (426 amino acids)
Biological process (GO): positive regulation of GTPase activity; positive regulation of TORC1 signaling
Cellular component (GO): cytosol
Molecular function (GO): GTPase activator activity
Source: RefSeq, a predicted model, not a curated record
AUGGAUUUCAUUCUCUCGCUGACGCACUUCUGUGAAGUGCAUGGCCCCACGUCUAUCAUCUGCUCGCAGGUCCUCCCUUUCGCAUGCACGCAAUGUCAUCCCGAGGCCGAUGACGCUUCCUUUCCACGCGAUGCUUCCAAAUCACCCUCCAUAUCCGAGACCGCGAGCUCUAGAUCUCCGAAGAUCGAAGACCACCCGUAUUUUCUGCGUACGCAAGUGGCAUCACCCGAAGACCGAUCCAACCGCGUCGGCGGUACGGACGGCGAUUCCUGCGCCAGCUGUAGCUUGUCUCUGCCCGAAGGUGUGAGCAAGCAGCUCCCUGCUGGUGCUCCCGGCAGCCACGAUGCGAAGGGCAAGAACGGUAGCCCCGUUCUGCGCUCGCGCGAGGUCGUCUAUUCCUGCGGCAACAGCCACUCCGACGUGGAUGAUGACACGCCAGACCCUCAUUCUCACGCCUCUCCCCCCGAGUCACUACACUCAUCCUCGGUUGCGUCUGACGCAUCCUGCCAUACGCACAUCUUAACUUACCUCUCACUUCGUGGCCCGCCGAACCCCGCGGACUACGCUCUACUCCGCCGCUCCUCAAUUCGCACCCUUAGCUGCGAGCUUCUACCCCGCGGGCUGUCCUCCGGGCCAUUGUGUUUCGGCGACUCCGUUGCUGGCUACACGAUUGCAUACAUUUUCCGACUUCCUGACCCCAUGGCGCGCGGCAAGCGACGCAGCUACGCCUUGGUGGCGCUCGCCGGCAAAGACGCCGGAAAAGCGUUCCGGGCGUGCCCCGUGAUCUGGCGCACGUUUGGUCGCAUCGCAUCAAGCAUUGUGAACGCCGCCGAGCGCUUCCAAGAAGAAGAGAAACGCCGUGAGGAGCAGACUAGCCCCGGCAGCAACGCCAAGAGCCGGCAGUACACACCGGUUUCUUCUUUCCUUACGGGUCGUGCCAUGGACCCGACCGGACAGCCGCGGCGGCUCGGUCAGAUUCGGGCCCGCAACCUUGCCGAGAUUGUCGGCAACGAGUACAUCUUUACUGAAUUGCAUGCGCACUUCGUUGCGCUCUUGCAACAGCUCGGUUCGAUGUUCGGAGGUGUCCCCGUCUCUGAUGAACGAUUUGUCUGUAGCACUGUGGGUGACGCAGAGAGUACCUCUCCGCAACCAGUGCUCGUCUCGAAGAAACGCCAGUCAGUAUCCAAGUACGACGACAACGAGCUCGACAUGGCCAACCUUGACAUAUCUGCCGGCCCCAAACCCAUCCCUAUCACCGCCCGUCGGUCCGUUGCGGCCUAG